GUCACAACUAAACAUGGCGUACAUCAAUGUCCGUGAUCGAACCGACUCAGAAAAAAAUGGUCGAUUUCGUCUUCAAAACGUGAAUAUUGAUGGACCAGUCACCAAUCUUUUACAAGAAAUAGCCAAGAAGAUCGAAGCUUCAAAAGAUGAUAUCGAAUUGAUCUACUCUGGUCAGCGACUUCUGGAAAGCAGACCACUCACUGCUUAUGGUUUGAGACCAGGCUCAACAGUCUAUGUGUUGCAGAAGAAGAUACGAGAUGAACCAUCAGCUGCAGCAAGCCAUACCCCAAGUAAAGCCGAGAUUAUUGCUGCCCUACAGAGUGACCUCCUCAACCCAGCUUACAAGAGCAUUGUGGAGAAGAUGCUGACAGAUCCAGACACCAUCGAGAACAUCAUCGCAGCAACACCUGGCCUGGACACCGACCCUGUAGCUAUAUCAAUGCUGCAAGAUCCAGAUCUCCUCACUAUCCUUGCUCAUCCACACAACAUUUCAAAGUUGCUGGAGAAACAUCCAUCGUUUGGCAAUGCCGCCAUUACAAUAGCAGCAGCUGUCAAUGAGGAGGGCUCUAAGGAUUCUGCCCGAGUCUCUACAGGGACAUACUCUCUGGACCAGAUGUCUGAUGAAGAGGAGGAUGCUGGCCCACCGUCUGGUACAGUGGGGGGAGGUCAGGGCAUCACAGCUUCACAGCUGGCAGCUGCACUUCAAGCUGCACAAGGUUCAAGUCCACGGUCUGGUGGGGCAUCUACAUCCAGUGCGAAUCCAAGUGGUGGACCUCCCAUCAUCUCCUCCGACUUCUUCCAGCAGGCCAUGCUGCAGGCUCAGAGUGCCGCCACAGAGGCCCAGAUGCAGCAGCUGCGAGAUAUGGGCAUCACCGAUGACAACCUGGCACGACGUGCACUGGAUGCAACAGGUGGAGACAUUCAGGCUGCCUUGGAACUCAUUUUUGCAGAUCAGAAUACAUGAUCUCAUCUGCCAACCAUGGAUAUUUUCGACUGUUGACAUAGCGAAAAUUUGUGAAUAUCUGGUCAGAACCUAUCAGUAUAUGACUUUAGGAAUUUUUCCAGAACUAACACAUUGUACAACCAUACAAAUUCCCCUUGGAUCAAGGUGUAAGCAAGACAGACCAGAGAAGAGUGGAAUAAUAUUUGUUUAUUUCAUGUACCUAGACACUGUGAUGGUAAUAAACAACCAGGUAUGUG
Messenger RNA from Haliotis rubra (blacklip abalone), 1200 nucleotides. RefSeq names its product ubiquitin-like protein 7. Gene Ontology annotation, biological process: ubiquitin-dependent protein catabolic process. Gene Ontology annotation, cellular component: cytosol. The coding region runs from base 14 to 964 and encodes 316 amino acids. NCBI's taxonomy places the organism in Eukaryota, Metazoa, Mollusca, Gastropoda, Lepetellida, Haliotidae. Gene Ontology annotation, molecular function: polyubiquitin modification-dependent protein binding. The record is from RefSeq and is a predicted model, not a curated record. The transcript has 10 exons.